AUGUCCCAUCACCACCAGCACCAGCACCAGCACCAGCAUCACCACCGUCGUCGACAACGGCUCAACGCUGCUGCCUCCUCGACGACCUCCCUCGCAACUCCGUCGACUGCAGCACCGCCCGCCUCCGUCUCCUCCGGCUCUCCACCCGCCAUCACUGCCUUCAGGGCCCGUUUCGAGGCCGGACGCUCCUUUGACCUCGACGACGACCUCGAGUUCUGUCCAAACCUGCUCACCGAAGACGAUCUGCAGUCCAUCCACUCGCUUGCUGCCUCGGAUCGUAGCUCUCUUGGCAGUGCCUCCCCGGACUCUUCUCCCUUACAGCACCAGGUUCAUCCCCUGCAGCAGCAGCAGCAGCAGCUGAACAGCUUGGGCCACAGCAUCAACGGGAUGGCCAUGUCGGGCCUGAUGGGCAAGAUCCAUCAGCCUGCCGCCGUCAGGACACGGAACGCCAUCCCCAUCGUCAACCCGAGUACCGGCAUGAGGGUCUCCAGUCCCACCAGACGAGACUGGUGA
Microsporum canis CBS 113480 is the source of this 513-nucleotide messenger RNA. RefSeq lists its product as hypothetical. The transcript has 2 exons. The record is from RefSeq and is a predicted model, not a curated record. The coding region runs from base 1 to 513 and encodes 170 amino acids. NCBI's taxonomy places the organism in Eukaryota, Fungi, Ascomycota, Eurotiomycetes, Onygenales, Arthrodermataceae.